Molecule: messenger RNA, 630 nt
Organism: Cetraspora pellucida
Lineage: Eukaryota; Fungi; Glomeromycota; Glomeromycetes; Diversisporales; Gigasporaceae
Source: the annotation of a GenBank genome assembly
AUGAUUCAAGUUCUUCCUAAUGAAUUGCAAAUUGAAAUAUUAACAUAUGUUAUUACAGAAACAAGCAUUCAGAAAUUUUGCACUCUACGAACUGUUUGCAAAAGAUGGAAUGCAUUUGUUCCUUUAGUGAUGCAUAAAGAAGUUAUUUCUAGGUUAAAUUCUGGUUUAAAACUUGAGUUAACGUAUUUUCAUGGUGUCGCGAGUUAUUUUAAAUCGAUUCAAAAAUUAUCACCAACUUAUGAUGAUUUCGCUAAGACAUUUACUUUUGUAUUUGAUGAUACUGACGACAACAUUGGUGAUACGUACUAUGACGUAACUAAACUUCACUGUGAUUAUAACGUCAGUCUUACAGUAUCAGUAUGGAUGGAAAGGAGUAAAGAUAGGCGAAACAAGAGAAGUAAGCGAAGUCCGAGUAAACUUGGAAACGAAUUAGGAGUUUUAACUUUGUCAAAAUUGUUAAAUAACGAUAUAUAUAAACAUGAAUUCGAUCAUCGAAGUAACAUAUGUUUUAAACGGGAGGUGAUCAAGAUUAAUGAAGACAACGAUUUUAUUUACGUGAAACUUCAUAGUUUUACUCUUGAAGCAUGGAAGCUCUGUUAUAUUUUGGAUUAUUUUGAAUUUGAUACGUGA